GCUUGUCAAUGGUUUCGUAAUAACCAAUCAGUAUUAACUAGUUGGGAUAAAUUUGUUCAAGAAAUUAAAAAAGCUUUUACUUCGUCUUUUUCGGAAGAGCUAGCGUUUAAAACCCUUGAGUCAUAUACUCAAGGGGAGAAACAAUCUGUCCGUAAUUUUUUUAAUGAAGUUCUAAACUUAUGUAAGAAGGCUGAUCCUAACAUGAGCGAGUCGACUAAAUUGAAAAAUUUAUUAAACAAAGUAAAGCCUAGCAUGCAACUAGAGAUACGCAAAAAAAAGCCAAAAACACCUGCUGAAUUUCUUGAGCAUGCAAAAGAAAUAGAAGAACUAUUACAGUUAUCUAACAUCAGUACAAAUACAACUAUUAGUUCUGCUUCUAAACCAAAAACUUUUUCUACGAGUGACAAUACUUCGAGUGCCACUUCCGUACAGUUUUCCAACAGUACUAACAGUAAUUAUCGUUCAAUACCACGAACUAGUUUUCGUGCUUAUCAAGGAUCAUCUAACUAUACAUCUGAUCCCAAUUAUGUAUCUAAACAGAAUCGAACACAGGCUUCUAACUCGAAUUAUUAUUAUCAGUCACCACGUCAUUCUUUAUCAACAAAUAAGUACAAUGAUAAUACAGGUAGUCGUAAGCAGAAAAAUAUACAACCACAUAAAAGUUUUGCACAACCUGAUAAUAAAGCGACUUCUCGCUCAGUUAAUGCAGUUUUUACAUCAACCUUACCACCUAAUCAUGAUGAUAAUCUUGACUCUCUUUCAACAGUAGUUUGUCAUCUCUGUAAUUCUAUGGGACAUGACGCUUCGUCAUGCCCAAAUUUUCAGUAA
Messenger RNA from Rotaria sordida, 828 nucleotides. The record is from the annotation of a GenBank genome assembly. NCBI's taxonomy places the organism in Eukaryota, Metazoa, Rotifera, Eurotatoria, Philodinida, Philodinidae.